AUGCUUCUACUUCUCAGGGAUCUACUGUCGUCUCAUAGUUUUUUUUCCUUUGAGGGCUCGGAAACUGAGCUUACCAACAUCGAUCCUGUGUUCAAAGUUUAUCACGACUGUGACGACGAGAAAUUGCCUGGCCUGCGGAAAGUGAAGUUCCGCAUUCCUAGCCAAUACAUCUCCAGCGGAAAAUCACCCAAACGUUUGUUCAACAUUGGUGUGCUCAACCUACAAACGAUUUUUGCCAAGGAGGAACGACGUUUUCUAUGA
This is a messenger RNA of Strongylus vulgaris, 261 nucleotides long. NCBI's taxonomy places the organism in Eukaryota, Metazoa, Nematoda, Chromadorea, Rhabditida, Strongylidae. The record is from the annotation of a GenBank genome assembly.